AUGUCUGCCGUCGCUCGACUCUCUACCCCUAUCACCAAGAUGGCCACCCGCCGAGCCUUCUCCACGACCACUGCCUCUCUGAAGCCAGCUACCACCGAUGCAGCGGCAAGUAAUUCAUGGGCAUGGAAGAACCUCUCGCCCAAGACUCGACGCAAUGUUGCUUACGGACUUGGCGCAUGUGCCGUUGUUGACAGCUAUAUUGUUUACAAUUACUUUCCUGGCAUGUUGGGACUAAAGGAGGAGACAAAGAACUAG
Molecule: messenger RNA, 255 nt
Organism: Metarhizium robertsii ARSEF 23
Lineage: Eukaryota; Fungi; Ascomycota; Sordariomycetes; Hypocreales; Clavicipitaceae
Exons: 1
Coding region: 1-255 (84 amino acids)
Source: RefSeq, a predicted model, not a curated record